Messenger RNA from Perognathus longimembris pacificus (Pacific pocket mouse), 1233 nucleotides. RefSeq names its product melanoma antigen preferentially expressed in tumors-like. NCBI's taxonomy places the organism in Eukaryota, Metazoa, Chordata, Mammalia, Rodentia, Heteromyidae. The record is from RefSeq and is a predicted model, not a curated record. Gene Ontology annotation, cellular component: cytoplasm. Gene Ontology annotation, biological process: negative regulation of DNA-templated transcription; negative regulation of cell differentiation; positive regulation of cell population proliferation.
AGGAUGAGCCUGUGUGUCCCACCAAGACUGCUGGAGCUGGCCACUCAGAGCCUGCUAAAGGAUGAGGCCUUAGCUAUUGCUGCUCUGGAGUUGCUGCCCAUGGAGCUCUUUCCACCUCUGUUUGUGGCUGCCUAUUCUGGGAGACAGAGUGAAGCACUCAAAGCAAUGGUGCAGGCCUGGCCCUUUGCUUGCCUGCCUCUUGGAGCUCUGAUGAAAGAAAAGCAGUUUCAUCAGGAGAAUUUCCAAGCUGUUCUCAGUGGACUGGAUGCACUACUUUCUCAGGAGGUUCACCCCAGGCGUUGGAGGCUGCAAGUGCUGGAUUUAUGCAAGAAUACCCAUCAAUACUUCUGGACCCUGUGGUCUGGUACCAGGGCUAGUCUGUGCUUAUUGAUGGAGUCAGAGGAUACUCACCCAGUGAAGACAAAGCAAAACAUGAAUGGUUCCAGGAUAGGAGCAGAACAGGCUUUGAUCCCAGUGGAGAUGUUCAUAGAUUUGUCCCUAAAGAAGGGCAGCCAUGAUCAAUUGCUCACCUCCCUCAUUGAAAAGGUGAAGCAGAAGGAAAGUUUACUGCACCUAUGUUGUAAGAAGCUGAGUAUUUUUAGAGUUCCUUUGCAAAAUAUUAAGUCAGUUUUAAACAUGAUGAGGCUGGACUCUAUCCAGGAUUUAGAAGUGCAUUGCACCUGAAAUCUUUCCAACCUGAGGAAUUUUGCUCCUCAUUUCGGCAGACUUUUGCACAGAUUUGUGCUCUCCCACAUCCAUACAUCUUUGUACACAUCCUUGGAGGAGGAAGAGCAGUGUGUCCACCAGUUCAGCUCUCAGUUCCUGAGUCUGCAUCACCUCCAAGAACUGUGUUUGGAUUCCAUCCCCUUCCUUGAAGGCCGCCUGCACCGUGUGCUCAGGUGCCUGACAAGCUCUUUGAAGAUCCUCUGGAUCACUAAUUGCCUGCUUUUGGAAUCAGACUUGAUGUACCUGUCCCAGUGCCCCAACAUCAGUGAACUAAAGGACCUUGAUUUAAGUGGGGUCAAUCUAACCAGCAUAAAUCUUGAGCCGCUUCGAGAUUUUCUAGACAGAGUCUCUGCCAUCCUCGAAACCCUGGGGUUAAUUGAUUGUGGGAUUGUAGAUUCCCAACUCACUGUCAUCCUGCCUUCCCUGAGCCACUGCUGCCAGCUCACAGCCAUUAAGUUAUGUGGGAAUUCAAUCUCCAUGUCCAUGCUAGAUAAUCUCCAGCACUAA